AUGACAAUUUCGCUGCUGCUCGGGGCCUUGACUAGAUCCACUUCCGUCGCCAGCGUCCUUCCAAAUUUCCCGCCACAACGGGCCCCAUUCGCCUCUUUUAUCAGUACCAUCCCUUCCCUGCUAGGAGCUUCGAGGAAAAUGUCAGCGGCGGCGCCGCAGGUGGCGUUUCAGUUGAGGACGAAUCCACUUACCGGCGACUCGGAGUGGAUUGUCAUCGAAGCAGCAGACGAGCACGACGAGAAUGGGAUAUUCGGUCCAGGGAAGUCUCUCUUGGCGACCACAUCCUACUUGGACAUGCUGAACGAUUCCCGCAGGAACACAGCUUUUCACCGGGCUAUCCAGAAGACGAUCACGCGGCCAUGCCACGUCCUUGACAUAGGGUGCGCUUAUUCUCCGCACCCCAGUCUCAUCCAUGACGAACUAGCUUUCGUCUUCUUCUUCUUCGAUGCCACUGGAAGCUGCAUUAUGAGUCGUUCUUCUUCAUUCCUUCGUUUUCUGAUGUCUAGCGCGGGAACAGGGUUGCUGUCAAUGAUGGCAGCUAAGGCAAUGGAAGAGUGCAAUGGUGGCCAAGGUAGCAAUGAGGGGAUGGUCUCGGCUUGCGAGUCCUACCUCCCCAUGGGCAAAUUGAUGCGGAGGGUGUUGCAGGCGAAUCUCAUGAAGACAAAGAUAACUGUUCACCACAAGCGCUCUGACGAACUUCGAAUCGGCAUGGACCUUCCUUGCCGUGCAGAUGUCAUGGUAAUUUAGCUUGCUACCUCAUAAAGAAAUCCUCUAUAAGAUUCUUUGAAGUAUCUCAUCGAUAGCUGAUUCUCUCUAUUUUUCCGUUAUUAUCUGAAGUUCAUUCAGAGAUAACUUUUCCUCCGUCAGUUGCACCUGAUUCAUUGCCAAACGACCGUUAUGCUUUAAUUCAGAGUCUUUUAAGAAUAGAGUUCCUCUCCCUCUCCAAAUCACCCAGUCCCAUCGUCGAAUUUCGUCUAUAAACCAUUAUUCCUCUCUCUCUCUCUCUCUCUCCCUUCCUCCCGUAGAACUGUUUUUUAUCACUUCCCCUUGGAUCCGUUCAAGCUCGAGUACCAUUUCAGGUGAGUGAGGUGCUUGAUUCAGAAUUACUGGGUGAAGGAUUAAUACCUACAUUACAACAUGCACAUGACAUGCUGUUGGUAGAACAUCCGAAGACAGUGCCAUAUCGAGCCACAACCUAUGGACAGGUAUUCUUUAGUAUUUUGUUUUGUAUGGGCAACAGCAAGCCUGAAACGUUCUUUUUUUGAAGUUUACGGUACCAUCUAUUAACGAGCUCUCAUUUCAUAAUGAAUGCAAAGACAAGCUUUUUAUAUCCUAUUUAAGGACGGUUUUCUCCGUCAUUAUGAAUGAAGACUUCAGUGCCAGAGAAAUUUUCUUAAAGGGAUGAGAAAUUUGGUUGAUGCAUAAUAUUUUGUUGUUGAUAAUAUGCUUUCAAUAUUUCAAACUACAAACUACAGUGAAGACGAACUCUGAUAUCUGUAAGAUCUGCUUGCUCAUAAUUUGCAUCCCAUGUCCCAGCUCGUUGAUAGCACAUUCUUGCAGAAGCUUCAUGAUUUACACAGCAGUGAAACCAGUGCAUCAGAUGGUGUGCACCUUGCACCUCGUGGGCUGGAAAAUAUUGUUAGUGUGAGACCUAAGCAGUAUGCCAUGCACUGUGAUGCAAUAUCCAAAGAGAUAAUACUGGUAUGAUAGCAGAGCUUUUAAAGUGCUUGAAGAAAACCGAUUAUUUGCCUGUCUAAAAUGUUUUCUUCAGUUGUCAGAACCCUUCAAAAUUUUUGCAUUCGACUUUUGGCGAAGACCAGAGAGCCAUAGAGAAAUUAAUCUUUGUGUAAAGGCUACUGAUGCUGGCAUCGUUCAUGCCGUGAUUUCGUGGUAAGAUGUGUUGGUGCCAUUCUAAAGACUACUGAAGCCACGUGACAAUUUGAACACUGUUUUCGUAGCUAUUCCUUAAUUUUUUGGCAUGUUUUUUUUCAGGUGGGUGCUUCAACUUGAUGACGAGGGAACUAUUUUUUACUCAACAGCACCAAAUUGGGUGAACUCCUCCAACAUUUCAAAAGAAGAGAAACCGAUCACUGGUGAAAUUAAGACGCUCAUUCUUAAUAUAAAGUAGACAGUGUGUUUUUCCAUGAUAUGCUUGGAAAUCUGGGUUGGGUAAUCAGCAUGUCACUGAGAGAUUUUUAAUGUUUAAACUCUUUUGUACAAGUCAUCAAUUCUUUUCGUAGCUUCAGAAAGGAAUAUUCGACCAGCAUGAAUGGAAUUAUCUGGCCAGUGCCAUGGUCUUAUAUAUUUAAUUUUCUUUUGUUGCUCUUUUUUCAGGAACUAUUUGUUACAGUAUUUAUUUGUCCCAGUUCACACUGGUUUGAGAAUUCAUUUAGCAUAAGAGUGAUGUCCUCAUGUUUCAAUAGAAUAGAAGAGAACCAUACAGUUGACGAUGCCAAUCCGAAUAGCUGUUACAUCUUCUUGUGCGUCUAUCCAUUGUUAGCUGUGCAAAUUAGUUUGAAUGGUACAGUGUACAUUAGAUGAAAAAUUUGUUUUAUUCUUUUUGCAGGUAAUAAAGUUUGGUGUGAUCACUGGAAGCAGUGCAUUUGGUUCGCUCAUGGAACAGGAAUUCCCGUAUCCAAUAAUGAGCUGAUAACUUUUCAAGCGGCACACGAUGAAACUAGCAUUUCAUACAGCUUUGGAAAGGAAAACCAAGCCGCAGAGUUCAGCAAGUGUGAUUUUAGAACAGUUGAUAGACAGCUUAUAUUGUGCCCUGAAAGGAUUGGAAUUUAUGGAGACAAAGAUUGGCGAUCGUCCUUUUUAACAGCUUUACGAAAUGUGGUAAGAUGCUUUAAUGUACUAUUCUUAAAUGCAUAAAAUUCAUUGUUUCAACGUGUUAUUUUGUUUGCUUCAAUUACUAUGAGCUUAAGAUUGUCCUAGCACUUUUUUUAAGGAAAUUUCUCUCCGCAGUAUUGCAUGGCAAUAAUCACAAAGCAUCAGUAACAAUUAAAGAUCUUGCACACCACUCAAGCUAGUUAUGUUUUUAGCUUUAUAAUUAACAUUAGUUGCAUAAUGAACAUAUGCAUGCAGUGGAGUGUACAAAUUAUAUUUUUUCGACAGUAACUUGUAUUCGUGCUUGAUAAAUGUAACAUGGUAAGAACGAAUCAAUUGUUCUUUGGCGAUCAAUGCAAAUAGGAUAGUUUCGAGUAGACUUACAAAUCGCUGUAGCUUUGUUACUUAUGAGAAAGUAAUCAAAACAGGAUAACUGUUGCUUCAGCAUGUACAGGAAUGAUCACCUGAGAUAACAUAAUAGUGUGUCAGAUGCCCUGUCCCAAUCUGUUUGGAUCAAUGGGCGACGAACCGAUCUCUCCUAAGUUUAUGACUGUGAACUGCAAAUCUGUGUAGAAAGCAAAUGAUGUCCGUUGGAAUCCAUUUUUCAUUGCAUGACAUAAAUGGAUCCUGUCUUUGACAAAUCGGGUGCUAACCUAUAUGUCCUUUCUGAGGUAAGUGGUAUGGCUGAAAAAUGAGGGUUUGAGUUGGACAAAUAUUUGAGAUUUUUCAACCCUAUGGUUGCAUAUGGUGUAUGAGUUGCAUGGGCCAUAGGCACUUUGAUAUGAGUCAAAUUGUGUCAGCUUAAACUUCUACUCAAAUCAAACCAACUGCAUAUGACGUGUACCUUGUCAUUCAAAACUUCUAUAACUUGUAACCGAGCCUAUCCAAAGUAAUGCAAGUUUUUACUAGUUAGAUCAAGUUUCAUUAAGCCGUUCUUAGGACCACCUGGGAAUGCGUAUUAAUCUGCUUUAAAUGCAUCCAAUGGAUUCAACUCAAUUACGAUUCCAAGCCAAUCACCAUCCGAACAUUCCAGCCUUCAUCGACCAAAUUCUGGUCCACCUUUUAACGUUCUUGUUGGAAUGAGUCCUGGGUAUGACCUCCGUGUUAAAUUCUAACAAUCCAAUAGCUGUCAGCUGCUUCGCAGAUGGGGUUAGUUGGUGAUUUGGAUCACGCAAUAUGUUCUCACAUUAUCAUAAUUUAUUAACAUCAAUGUAGAGGUGCAGAUGCCACAUGGAAUUUUCUUAAACAUGGGAUUGUACCUGAUAUUAAUUCUUGUACGGGCAUAUCCGAUUGGUUGCUUAGAAUAUCUCAAGGUUUUGCUGCAGAACGUUAGACUUGCUACCCUGCUGUUGGGAUAUGUACAGUUUGUGUGCAUCUUGAGAACAGCUCGAUAAAAGAAAGCGAUCAAUUUGUACAGCUUCCUUGUUGUGUAUUUGCUCUGUAAUUCAUAACAUAGUCUUGUUUGAUGACUUGCAGCUUCAAAACAAAUCUUGCCCUGUGUGUGUGAUUGCCGAUGACAGUAUUUUCUUGACCAUCUCAGCCGCCUGUCUUUCAGAAGAGUCGCACAUUGUCUCAAUGCUACCAGGGCUGAGAGAUCUGGGCUCUUCGUAUUUGAAAGCUAUUUCUGAUUUUCAUGGUAUCCCAGAGGAUCAAAUAAGAGUGAUUGGGAAGAAGGCAGCAUGCUUGACUCUGGAUAAUCUUAGCGGUAAAAAGGUAAAGAUCUCUACCUAUUAUAUCUAUUCCUUCCCAAUCCAUGGCAGUACAUCACAUUUUUUUUCUCUGUGGCAGCUUCCUUAAAUGAGUUUAGGGUCAACUAUCAUGCUAUGAUUGACUGGUCAAACCAAUAUUCCUGUUCCCUGUUCUUAGGGAACGACCAAAGAGAGAAGGGGGGGAGGGAGUUCGAAUGGACUCUCUCUCUCUCUCUCUCUCUCUCUCUAUUAAAAGAGGAGGGACGUGAAGGAAGACAAGACAAGGGAGUUGUGAGAGGUGGUGGGGGGGAAAAAAGAGAGUAGAGUUCCCACUACCAUUUCUGGUCUCUCUCUCUCUCUCUCUCCCUUUCUUUCUUAAGAGAAAAGAGAGCAGAGUGAUGUUGUAAGUCUUGAAGGGAUCCCUCUAUUUGUUUGGUGGGUGAGUCUCGUUAUUUAUCUUGAGCACACCACCUGGAAAACAAAGAAUUGUUCGGCCUGGUGUCGAAGAAAGAGAUCGAGUCAUCUUGCAAGGAUCUCUAUCCAUUUGCUCUUCCAUUUAAAGAAAUACCCCCAUCAGCAAACGAAUAGCGAAAUGUGUUACCCACUAAGUGUGGAUGUGCCCAAAGAAUCAAGACAAAAGUACGGAGAUGACAACAUUGAAUAUAAGUGAAAAAGGAAAACGCGAAGAAGUGACGCACCAGGAUUUUUUUGGUUUGGAGAAAUCCUCCUAUAUCUAUGAAGAGAGCUAGAGAGACCCUUUUGUUUUCACAGCAUUGUCAUGCAUUAUUUUUCUAGUUAUAUCAUUUACAAGAAUAAUUACUGAGAGUUUAGAUUAAGUAGUCAGCUUUCUAGACUUACCUUUGUGACCCAGUCAUCUCGUGAUCCUGCAUGCUCCAUAUGUUCUGGGAUGUCUCGAUCUUGUCAAACACCAGAUAAGCUAUUAUUGUUGAUAUGAUAAUUACAACAUCACAAGUAAGCCAGGUCGAGGAGUUGAGAUGAGACAAUCGUGUUUCAAGUUAAUAGAUUACCAUUCUCAUGUACAAGGACUUCUACAGAUCUUUGUUCCAAAGGAAGAUUUAGUUUCCAGGAUUUUUUGAGUUUGUUCAUAGCACCUGCUGUGAUGAGGAGCAUCUGUUCUCGCGGCUCUCUUUGAGAUGCCAUAGAUGGCAUGCCUCUCUGACCAAAAGAGUCUGCCAUUCUGUCAACACCUUAUUGGUAAGUUAGAAUGAGUAAGGGUGCAACUUUCAUCUAUCAAGCUACUGGUUACCCCCCUUCCCCGUUCCAGUAAAGGAGGGAUAUUAUUAGGUGAAAGAUAUCAAAUGGAUCAAAUCGGUGGAGACGAUGACACCGUUGGAAUUUAGAUAAGGGUUUCCCUUUUAACAUCUGAGCCUACGGUUUAUGCAACCGAGAAAACUAAUGGUCAGAGCUGCUAAAUUACAGUAUGAAAGACAUUUCAUAACCAAGUUUUGAGUCCAUUACUUUCAUUUCUUGACCUGAUCUGAUCUGUCACCGAUUCAUACUUUAUCCUUCUGUUUUUCGCCAGCUGAGAAGAAUGUCAUCUGAUCUUAUCUCCUUUGUCACAUCUCCCUAUUUAACUUGAAAGGCUAUUUUUUUAAGGAAAUAGAUCCCUAAUUACCCGAAAGGUGAGGAACAUCUGAGUAUUGAGUUUAGGUGUUCUUAAAAACUUUGUAGGCCCUGAGCGACUGAGCCUUUCUUUACUCUUUUAGGUUGAUCUCCUGGUGGCAGAGCCGUUUUAUUGCGGAAGUGAAGGGAUGCUUCCUUGGCAAAACAUGAGAUUCUGGUGAGUAAAACAUUUGAUAUCUUUUCAACAUUCUCAAUGACAAUUUCACCAUGUGAAAUUGCAAAGUAAAUUGUCAAUAACUUAUGGACUCUUGCUUUUGAGGCUUACAAUAGAUGUCUUUGUGGUGUGUCAUUAUACAUACGAAAAUUUAAGAUCGUCUUCUCUGAUUUAAUUUUUUAUCUGAAAUGAGGCCCCGUGUUUACUUUCUUAUCUGCCUUCACUGCAAAAAUAUCUACAUCUUUCAACUUCACUCGCUAUAUGAUGUGACCUCGCUUUCUGAUAACCCACUUUUGGUGGUUAGAUAGACUGGGAGCUGUAAUACAUUUUUUUGAGCUUUGUGUCUGAUGUGUAUGAUUUCCUGCCGGGGAUGUGAGCCAGCCACGUUUCUUCAUCUCUUAUAAUAGCUUAUCUGAAAAUGAAAUUUCCUAAUGCCUUCAGUUAUUCAACUCUUAAUAAAUUGCGACGUAUUAUGUAGCUUAAUUUUCCGUAUCUGUCUCAAUAUUUUGGCGAUCCCUUCACUUGAAUGUAAUGCAGGAAGGAGAGGAGUUUGCUCGAUUCUCUUUUAUCAGACAAUGCGCUCAUAAUGCCUUCCAAAGGAAUCUUGAAGGCUUGUGCUAUGUCUCUUCCGGUCAGUCUCUCUAUUGCAUACGUUGAAUACAUCCCUGUUGGUGGUAAAUUUUUUUGUGUAGAAUCAGUUUAAGGUACAUCUUUCGUCCUAAAACACAACAUUCGCCUAUACAAACAUCUAGACCGUCCGUUUUUAUACUUUUUUAAUCAUGCAUAUGCUCGUUGCCUCUUUUUAAAUUUCAAGAUGUUCCUUACAGAACCUAGGAAACAGGGAUGAGUUUUUGAGACAAUCGUUGGUAUGCUCAAGAGAUUACACGAGAUUUGUUACCUGAGACGCAUUUGCUAGAUUUUCAUAUUAUACUGAUUAUGUUAAGGCUGAUGUGCAGGAUUUGUGGAAUAGUCGUCGUUCCCUCAAAAAGGUAGAAGGCUUUGACCACCUAGUUGCUAAUGAUGCUUUAGGAGCAUGUGGUGACCUGGGUCCUGGUGAUGAAAGUCCUUGCCUCCCUUACUUUAUUUGGCAGUGCGGUGAAACCAAGGUAAAAUAAACACUUUUUAGGGUUUUCUGGUGAAGUAUACCGCGUUGAGUGAUUUUAUUUCAACUCAAAUAUUAACCUUUUUUCAUUUGAUCUGUUUAGGAGCUCAGUGUGCCAUCUCCGGUUAUGGAGUUCAAUUUCUUCGAUAGCAUUCAUCCCAGUUCAGGGAAAAUUGAGGUGGAUAUAUCCUUCAUUUUGAAGAGUUCAAUGAAUUCAGACCUUGCCUUUUCUCUGCCACGCAUAGCAUGUUAUAUUUUCAUUUCCCUCUGUUUAAUUGCUCAGAUGGUUAAUAUUAUCUCGAAUCUGCCCAAAAUGUCAUAACGUCUAGAUUUACCUUCAGAAUUCCUUACCCUGGAAUUAGUAUGAUUUUAAAAAGCCUUCAACGUUCUGUUUGCUGAAUCAAUAUUCCAAAUGUAUGUGACUCUUCAACGGUUACUGGAAAAAUGGAUGAGUUUUGUAUGCUGCUUUUCAGUAGCUUAUACCAAACGUUCCGUUUGUGUACAGAAAUGCAUUUGGGAGAAGGGUUCUACCUGAGGACGUCGUUUUGUACUCUCUGAAAAGGUGUUUUGUGGUCCAUCAACUGCAAUUUUUCUGGGCACGAGAUAUAAAAUUUUAUGCACCCAUUGUCCUAUGCUGAACAAAAAUCAUAGAGACCUUGGCGUCUAGAAGACCCAACAGAACUAAUGAAAGUAAAUAAAUAAAUGAAAUAAUAUUGUAAGCAAGAGAACUAUUUAAAUGAGGAAAUGUUGAGACUAAUGAAUUUUCAGGUCCAUGUACAGUAAUAUAGGCUGUAGGUAAGCCAUGAGAAUAUUACUUUUUAUGUAAAAUUUCAUCGAUGCCAUUGCAGAUUAAUUUGUAGUUUCUGAUGGUCGCCGUUUUAUGAUGUAUCUUGGUUCCUUUUGCGCUCUCUCAUCAAAGUUCCAGGCUCUUCACAACUAUCGUCACUGUAUUCACACGGGCAAGAGCUGAAUUUUCGUUAGAUUCUGGUGAUCCAUUUAUAAUGCAUUUUAAUGCUCUUGCUGAUCUGCGAUCUGCGUUCCAUAUUCCUUUUCUGAUUUGUCUUUGAGAUGCAAAUCUCGCCGAUCGUGGCUUGUUUUCGAUUUCAUGGUGCAAAUCUUCUUUCUUUCAGAUAAAAUUCACCAGACAGGGAGUAUGCCACGGCUUUGCUCUUUGGAUUGACUGGGUGUUGGACGAGGGAAACUCCAUUGUCAUAUCCACUGGCCCAGGUUGAUUCCCAUUUAUACCUGUAGCCCGAGGAUUUCCAAGAACCUGUUCUCCGAAUUUCACAACCCUAAUGCCCUUUCUUACACACGGCCUUCAGGCGGCAGGCAUUGGAAGCAAGGCGUGAAGCUCCUGAGCAAGCCAUUUCCAGUCACACCACCUGGACCAUGCGCCAACACCGAUGAGUGCCAUUCGGCCGCUAUAGAGGCAUCCUUUGACCCAUCUAAUGGAGAGCUCAACGUGAGAUGUUCUCUCUCCGACGCGUGA
Spirodela intermedia is the source of this 8906-nucleotide messenger RNA. NCBI's taxonomy places the organism in Eukaryota, Viridiplantae, Streptophyta, Magnoliopsida, Alismatales, Araceae. The record is from the annotation of a GenBank genome assembly.